AUGAUGUUUCUUGUCUGUAUUGCCGUCAUUGUCGCUAUAUGCCUCCUCUUCAAAUUUCUUAAUGCUACAGAUAUACCCUAUAUCCAUGGUAUUCCAGAAGCUUCAGGUUUGCCUAUAUUUGGAAGUUUGUUUGAGUUAGGAGACAAUCAUUCCAAGGCUCUUUCGCGGAUGGCUAAGAAACUUGGUCCUGUUUUUCAAAUUCGCAUGGGAAACAGGAGAAUUGUGGUAGCAAAUUCAUACGACUCCAUCAAGGAACUCUGGAUUAAGAAUCAAACUGCACUUAGCAGUAGGCCUGCAUUGCAUACAUUCCACUCUGUUAUUAGCAGCAGUCAAGGAUUAUCGAUAGGCACUUCACCGUGGGACGAUUCAUGCAAGCAACGUCGUAAAGCAGCUGCAACAGCAUUGAACAAGCCUGCUGUACAAUCCUAUAUGCCAAUCAUCGAUCUUGAAUCGUACACAGCAAUCAAUGAAAUACUACGAGAAUGCGAUGAUGGAAAAGCAGAUAUCAAUAUCAUUCCUCAUCUUCAACGAUUCGCUCUGAAUACUUCUCUCACCCUUAACUAUGGUACACGUAUUUCUAAUUCAUUUGAUCAACUUCUCAAAGAAAUUGUUGAAGUUGAAGGAGCAGUUGCACAAUUUCGAUCUGCAUCUAAUAACUGGCAAGACUACGUUCCUCUUCUCCGUAUUUUUCCAGCCAGAUCCAACGCGGCCAAUUCAAUUCGCCUUCGUCGCGAUCGUUACCUAGGAUAUCUGUUAGAGAAAUUGAAAAAAGAAAUAGUCAAUAGUACUGAUAAACCAUGCAUUACUGGCAACAUUCUUAAAGACCCUGCAGCAAAACUCUGUGAAGCUGAAAUGAAAAGUAUUUGCUUAACUAUGAUCAGUGCUGCUCUUGAGACGGUCCCGACGAAUAUCAUUCUUGGCAUUGGCUAUCUAUCGUCACCACAUGGUCAGGAAAUUCAAGAACGGGCAUACAGAGAAAUCCAAGAUGUUUAUCCUGAUGGUGACGCUUGGGAUAGAUGUUUAACAGAAGAACGAGUCCCAUACGUUACUGCUCUUUACAAGGAAAUUCUUCGUUACUACACUGUCCACCAUAUGAGCCUUCCUCGACAAAGCAUACAAGAAAUUCAUUAUAAUGGAGCUAGAAUUCCUGCUGGAACCUCAUUUUAUAUGAACGCAUUCGCUGGUGAUUAUGAUGAAAAUCAUUAUCAAGAUCCACAUGCGUUCAAUCCAGAUCGGUACUUAGGUGAUACAGAUGGCACACCUCAUUACGCCUAUGGAGCCGGAACCAGAAUGUGUAUAGGAGCUCAUCUAGCCAAUCGAGAGCUCUAUACUUUUUUCAUUCGGCUCAUCUUCGGAUUUCGGAUCCUUGGACCUCUCGACAAGACAUAUGCACCAGUACUAGAUGGAAUGGAAGUUAAUGCAGUUCCAACAGCUCUUGUAGUCCAGCCUAAGAUGUUCAAAUGCCGCUUUGAGCCGAGAAAUCGAGAGGAUUUUGAAUUUUGGCUUGAUAGCAGCAGACAACGAGCAGAAAAUUAUUAG
Rotaria socialis is the source of this 1539-nucleotide messenger RNA. Lineage: Eukaryota; Metazoa; Rotifera; Eurotatoria; Philodinida; Philodinidae. The record is from the annotation of a GenBank genome assembly.